Loa loa (African eye worm) is the source of this 1667-nucleotide messenger RNA. RefSeq lists its product as hypothetical. The record is from RefSeq and is a predicted model, not a curated record. The transcript has 2 exons. The coding region runs from base 11 to 280 and encodes 89 amino acids. NCBI's taxonomy places the organism in Eukaryota, Metazoa, Nematoda, Chromadorea, Rhabditida, Onchocercidae.
UUCAGGGAAAAUGUCAAACAGAAAAACCGAAUCAGCACCAUAUGCUGUACUUCCUGGAACAAGCAAUUUAGGUAUCGGAAAUGUUAUCCAAAGUGCAUCAUCACCGCUUGUUGACGUUGAUAGGCACGGAACAUCUGAAGUUACACAUACCGGUAACUUCUUAAAAUUCUUCAAUGCCAGUGGUAUGUUAAAUAUUUUUGGACGUGGUUUCUUGGCAGAACCUGUGCUGCGUGAUGAAGAAGAAAGCUAUCGUUAUCUGAUGGCUUUAGAUCGUUACUAAAUGAGAAAGAUUAUAACUUCUCAUGUCUCAUAUCUGUUCAUCGAUGAUUAUAGUCGAACUUGCUCUAUAUUUCUUCUAGUUCCUUCUGUUCUUUUUUUCUCUUCCCAUGGGUGAAUCUAUUUCUAUGAUGGUUAGGUUUCUCGUUGCAGUGGUAACUGCUAAGCUCAUUUUCUCAGGGAUUCAAUAAUUGAGCACUAUAAAUUACAUUUUUAUUUUUCAUUAUGGAGUAAUUAGAAGCAGGAAAUUUAAUUUUUCAACAUUUUUUAGAUGGUUGCACCUUAUGCCACUAAUUCAGUUCUCGCAACCUUUUUUUAUUCAAUUUUUUUUUUAGACUACCUUUGAUUUUGAUUCUCUGUGUAGCAUGGUUUAUAUCCAUUCGGAUAGAAGUUAUGGUAUUGUAUUUCUGCCUGUUUUCUUUUCAGUUCACUUUUUUGAUGUCAUGCACUUUUGUACUUUUUCAAGAAACAUGAGUACGCGUCUUUUUUCUUUUUUUUCUUUUUUUUUUAAUAUUACCAAAUUGGAAGCAGUAAGUCAAAUAUAUGCAUUCAGGUUAAUCCAAAGGAAUCCGAGGGAACGGAUAUUAUAAUCGUAAGUGUCAAUCAGUCCUCUUUGCAUAGAGGACCUUGUGUCUGAAUACAAGCUCAACCACAUUAGCACGCAUUCUCACGGAAAUGUAUACCACACAUAUUUAUUUACGGAAAUUUCGUGAGUUGACCACACCAUUGAUGGGGCUAAUUUUGCCGCACUUAAAACAGCUUUUUUAAACAUUAACUCGAUGAUUUUGUUUCGGAUUAAGAGAAUUUCUUUCAAUUUUCCAUAAUUUGGAAAACUUGGUUUACUACAAAAAAACAGUGCGGGCAGGUUUUUAUCUCCCUUUCAUUUUAUCCACAUAUGAGGGAUUUUGAUUUUCGGCCAAGAAAGAAAUUUUGGGUUAGGGGUUUUUGAAAAUUCUUCGCAUUCUAAAGAAUUUUGUUCCAAGAAGUGCGUGAUCACGAGAGCGCAUGACGUCUGUGCAAGAGAUAAUUUUUUUUCUGGGUCAAAAGCUAAAGUUAAGAAGAGGUGAGUUUUUUUUCAAAAAAAAGAGUUAUCCAAAUGUAGCUUCAGUAUUUGUCGACUGCUUUGAUUAGCUUUUACGAGGACUGUAAUUACCUCAUAUUUUAUGGGUUUUACAGCUCAAAGAAAAGAGUUGUGUAUCUCUUUUAAAAUGGUGUUUUGAGUAGUAUGUAAUAUAUUUAGAAUUUCAAUCUCUACCAUUUGAAAUGUUUGGAACUCUGUCUUGCAUAUAAGUUGUUUUGCUUAGCUCUGAUUUUCGAGCGGGUAUUACACGUUUUUUACGUCGACUAAUUGGUGUACAGCGCAAUACCGAAACUCAGAUUUUAUUCUCUCC